CGGGCGGGCGGCGCGGGGCGGCCACGGGGCUGCCGCCGCCGCCUCCCCUCACUGCAGGCGCUGCCGGCGCGGAGCGGAGCGGGCCGGGCUGGGCCCGCCCGGGCCCGCCCGCCCGCGGCCUCCAACACCGCCACCAUUCCGCCCCUACCUUCCCGUUGCCGGCGGCCCCCAGCUGCCACCAUGCAAGAGCUCAUCGCCAGCGUGGAUCACAUCACAUUCGACCUGGAGCUGGCCGUGGAGCAGCAGCUGGGGGCACAGCCGCUCCCCUUCCCUGGCAUGGACAAAUCGGGCGCGGCUGUCUGUGAGUUUUUUUUAAAGGCGGCAUGUGGAAAAGGAGGCAUGUGCCCAUUCAGACACAUCAGUGGGGAAAAGACAGUUGUUUGUAAACACUGGCUACGAGGACUGUGCAAAAAGGGAGACCAGUGCGAGUUCCUGCACGAGUAUGACAUGACCAAGAUGCCUGAGUGUUACUUCUACUCCAAAUUUGGGGAAUGCAGUAACAAGGAAUGUCCAUUCUUGCACAUUGACCCGGAGUCAAAGAUCAAAGACUGUCCCUGGUAUGACAGAGGCUUCUGCAAACACGGUCCCCUGUGCAGACAUCGGCACACUCGGAGAGUCAUUUGUGUGAAUUACCUGGUAGGAUUCUGUCCAGAGGGCCCUGCCUGUAAAUUCAUGCACCCUCGGUUUGAACUGCCAAUGGGAACCACAGAGCAACCACCACUGCCUCAGCCAACACAAACACAGCAAAAGAGGACACCCCAAGUCAUUGGAGUCAUGCAAUCUCAAAAUAACAACAGUGGGAACAGAGGACCCCGGCCGUUGGAGCAGGUCACCUGCUACAAGUGUGGUGAAAAAGGUCAUUAUGCCAACAGAUGCACCAAAGGACACCUGGCCUUUCUCAGUGGACAGUGAAGGAGCAGCAGGAAGGUGCAAGGGAGCUGUUGCCACUGAGGAAAGGUUUCUGCCUAGCACAAUGUCUGGAGCUAUUAAUCAGGUUGUUUUUUUAAUGCCAUUACUGAAAGAACUGGUCAGAGGCUGGCUGCUGCUAAGCAACAUUUUUGUAAUUGUUCCCAACUUUUUUUAAGUUUUAACCUUUUUAAAAUCA
Messenger RNA from Serinus canaria (Common canary), 1105 nucleotides. It is a transcript of the gene CPSF4, whose product is annotated as cleavage and polyadenylation specific factor 4. The record is from RefSeq and is a predicted model, not a curated record. Gene Ontology annotation, molecular function: RNA binding; zinc ion binding. The transcript is spliced from 8 exons. The coding region runs from base 181 to 912 and encodes 243 amino acids. NCBI's taxonomy places the organism in Eukaryota, Metazoa, Chordata, Aves, Passeriformes, Fringillidae.